CCCAAACCCUAGUCUCAGCACCCCUCCCAUUUCCUCCGGCUCUCCGCAGCUUCCCUCGCCCCCCCGCACCCCCUUCCCUCGCCGCCCGGGCUGCAAAAAACAAGCCAACCAAGAAAUGGGUCGCGUCCGCACCAAGACAGUGAAAAAGUCCUCCCGCCAAGUCAUCGAGCGGUACUACUCCAAGUUGACGCUGGACUUCCAUACCAACAAGAAAGUCCUCGGCGAAGUCGCCAUCAUCCCGUCAAAAAGGCUCCGAAACAAGAUCGCCGGGUUCUCCACCCAUCUCAUGAAACGGAUCCAAAAGGGCCCAGUUAGGGGUAUUUCGCUCAAGCUUCAAGAGGAGGAGAGAGAGCGCCGCAUGGACUUCGUUCCUGAAGAAUCCGCGAUCAAGACCGACAGGAUUGAGGUCGAUAAGGAGACCAUUGAGUUGCUUGCCGUCAUGGGUAUGAACGAAUUGCCCGGUAUUGUCCUCAAGGAGGAGCAGUCUCCUCUCAUGGUUGCUCCGCCUUUGGCUUAUGGCGCUGGUGGCCGCGGUAGGAGGUACUAGACAGGUUUUGUCGUGGAUCAAUGUACUUCUUUUUUAAUUUGUUUUGGACUUUAAUUCAAGAGGUAUUUAGACUUGUUUACUGUUGUUAUUAUUAAGUGGUUUAAUUUUGAGUUUAAAUGUGUUUGGAACAUUUUUUGGGAAUUGCUAUGUUGGAUUUUUCUUACACAAA
This is a messenger RNA of Coffea eugenioides, 716 nucleotides long. Its product is annotated as 40S ribosomal protein S17-like. NCBI's taxonomy places the organism in Eukaryota, Viridiplantae, Streptophyta, Magnoliopsida, Gentianales, Rubiaceae. The transcript has a single exon. Bases 116 to 547 code for a protein of 143 amino acids. Gene Ontology annotation, biological process: translation. Gene Ontology annotation, cellular component: ribosome. Gene Ontology annotation, molecular function: structural constituent of ribosome. The record is from RefSeq and is a predicted model, not a curated record.